This is a messenger RNA of Ctenopharyngodon idella (grass carp), 2725 nucleotides long. It is a transcript of the gene kiss1rb, whose product is annotated as KISS1 receptor b. The transcript has 6 exons. Bases 866 to 1981 code for a protein of 371 amino acids. Gene Ontology annotation, molecular function: somatostatin receptor activity; neuropeptide binding. Gene Ontology annotation, biological process: cellular response to estradiol stimulus; neuropeptide signaling pathway. Lineage: Eukaryota; Metazoa; Chordata; Actinopteri; Cypriniformes; Xenocyprididae. The record is from RefSeq and is a predicted model, not a curated record. Gene Ontology annotation, cellular component: neuron projection; membrane.
GCCGGCUCCUGCGUCAGCAUCACACGCAUGCGUCGUGCUGCUCAUGUGAUCAGCUUUGGCCAAUAAUGGGCAGGCAUUCGGACGUAAACACUGAAGCCUUCACUGUGCUUACUGCGUCACCUGCGUAAGGAUAAUGACAGGGAAGAGAAAAGAUUGUUGAAUAAAAUUUUGUUUUGUUUUGACUGUUUGACUUCACGUCGACUGUUUUAACAAUGACUUUAGUACCUUUCUGGACUUUGAAAGUGUUGAUUAUAUUGCUGUAUAUGGAAGAGUCAUAUACCUCUGGUAUUUCAUCAAAAAUAUCUUUAUUUGUGUUCUGAAGAUGAACGAAGGUCUUAUGGGUGAGGAACGACAUAAGGGUGAGUAAUUAAUGACAGAAUUUUCAUUUUUGAAAAGGACAUGAAGGCCAGUAUCACUGAUACUAAUACUGAUGUCUCUAUGAAAUAUUUUAACAUUAAUUAUAGACUUUCAACAUUACAGUAAAACUAAAAGCUAUCAAUUUCAACAUUUAUUAGGCUUUAUUGCUCACAUUUUUCCAUUAACCAAGAACAUUAUUAUUCACAAGUCUAUUAUCCACUCUAGCUGAAAGUGCCAAUAUCGAAUUACUUUCAAAUCACAAUUGAUUUUAACUUUUGACGUGCAAAUUAAUCUCAGAAGCCCGUUUUGCAGUGUUUGACACCCAUUGGCAUUUUGCUCCUCCCCUGUGCAGUGCUUGAGCAGCUAUAAAUGCAUGAGUGAGACCUUCACUGAAGCAGAGGAAUGGGCAGCUUGAAAGAUUUAGCUUCACAUACGACUGAAGAAUGUUUUACAAAGAAUCUUUUCUUUCUAAUAAGAGCAAAGGUUUUUAAAACAGGUUAUUACUAGCAUGGUGACGCAUCUAUAUCUAAUGGCAGAAAGUAACAGUACCGGUGAGGUUGCAGAACUCAUCUUGUGCAAUAAUGAAGCAAAGAUUUAUGAUUGCAAUCAAUCCGAUCCCAUGAGAUCUCAAAGCCCAAUGCCGCUGAUGGACGCCUGGCUGGUCCCAGUGUUUUUCACCCUAAUUAUGUUAGUAGGUUUGGUGGGUAACUUAUUGGUCAUCUAUGUUGUCAUCAAAAACCAGCAGAUGAAAACAGUUACAAACCUCUACAUAGUUAAUCUUGCCACCACAGAUAUACUGUUCCUGGUUUGUUGUGUUCCUUUCACUGCCACUUUAUACACUCUUCCUAGCUGGAUAUUUGGAGACUUCAUGUGUCGGCUGGUCAAUUAUCUGCAACAGGUAACUGCACAGGCAACCUGCAUCACUUUGUCUGCAAUGAGUGUCGAUCGAUUUUAUGUGACCGUCUACCCACUCCAAUCUCUCCAUCAUCGAACACCACAGAUGGCUCUGACUGUAUGCACCACUAUUUGGAUAUGUUCUCUGCUGCUUUCAGUGCCGAUAGCGUUGUAUCAGCAUACAGAGUCUUCGUUCUGGUUUGGUCCACAGACGUACUGUACCGAGGCCUUUCCCUCUCUCAUUCAUAAGAGGGCUUACAUUCUUUACUCCUUCUUGGCUGUUUACAUGCUGCCUCUGAUCACCAUCUGCAUGUGUUAUACUUUCAUGCUAAAACGCAUGGGUCAAGCCACGGUGGAGCCUGUUCAUGGCUGUAACCAGCUGCAGAGACCAGCAGAACGGGUUGAAGCGGUGCGAACACGAGUCUCCAGAAUGGUGGUUGUAAUGGUGCUGCUGUUUAUAGUCUGCUGGGGUCCAAUUCAGAUCCUGAUUCUCUUGCAAGCGUUCUGUUCUGAAGAUGUCAGUCACAGUUAUACACUCUACAAACUAAAGAUCUGGGCUCAUUGCAUGUCCUAUUCCAAUUCCUCCAUAAAUCCCGUGAUCUAUGCCUUCAUGGGAGCCAACUUUAGAAAGGCCUUUAGAAGUGUGUUUCCUCUGAUCUUCAAAAGGAAAGCAAGAACAACCGAGCCUCUGCCCACCUAUAACAGGGAGAUGAACUUUCUUUCAUCCUGACCUCAAAGGAUUUUUUUGGACAGGUUGUGCAUAAUUAUACCUUUUAAAGAUAAAAUCAAUUCACUUCAUGGAGAUGUCCUCUGACCAAUCUUAUGGGACUGAAAGGUAAAAAGUAAAGAACACUUGCAAAAAAUAAAAAAUAAAAUGCAAUAGACAACAGAAAUACCAAAGAUACUAACCAUUCAGCUGGAACAGUGAUUAGUUUAUUAAAUUCUUAAAACAAUUCUUUCUGAAUACACUAUAAAACUAUAUGUGACUGAAUGUAUACACUUGUGAAAAAGAGCAUACUUUUAAAAAGAGUACUUGUUACAGAAAUAAUAUAGCCUACUACUUAGAAUAUACACUGUAAAAAGUAAUACACUCUAGCUAAUCAAUAAAAUUGUGGCAACAGAUUACAAGCAAUAUUAUUAAUAAAAUUCAACAUAUAAGAAUUGAGUUAGAAUUGAUCAAAUUAAUUCCUUAAAAGUCAAUCAUUUAAAAUGUGUAAAAUUAGCAAACACCAUUACAAAAACCACAAACUGACAUAAAAAGCAAAGAGUCAAACUGGGCAACUAAAUGAAACACUGAUCACCAUAAUGGUGACCAAACAUUUUCAAUAAAAUCAACAUCAACAUCUAAACCUCUGUUAAUUCAUGUGUUUCUCUUUCCUUUAGUGAUUCUGCUUCAGGUGUCUUCAAUGUUGGCAAUAAAAAAUAAAGAGUUCUUAAUUCAUCUUUGACGUCUGUCUGUUAUUCAGAUAUUUUA